AGUUGUAACGUUAGCAACCACGCUGAGCGACAGGAACGGUUAACGUAGUUAAAUGUGAAGGUUUGCUCUUUGAAUUAUGCUUCUCAACACUGACUGAAUUUGUAAACCAGUCAUCGGGUGAAACUGGAACUACCUGUGAAGGCGGAUCUCUCAUUAUCGUUCAGAGAAGCGUGGGUGAGUGAUGCCGCCGUCCAGCUGCGAUUGCCCCCACCUGGAUUGUGUGGGGGAGAUCACUAAAGAGGAACUUAUUCAGAAAUCACAUGGCCAGUGCCAAGACUGUAAAGUUGGAGGACCAAAUCUGUGGGCAUGUUUGGAGGAUGGCUGUGCUUAUGUGGGCUGCGGGGAAUCUCACACUGACCACAGCACGGUCCACUCACAGGAAACAAGGCAUAACCUGACAGUGAACCUGACCACUCUUCGAGUUUGGUGCUAUGCCUGUGGCAAGGAGGUUUUCCUGGAGCGUAAACUGGGCCCUCAUUCGCCCCAUGCUAACAGCAAACCCCUCGCUUCUCCGCAGAAUGCUGGCCAGGAUAAUGCCAGGGCCCCUGGGAGCCCAACCUCCCUGAGAGUGCCCCCUAAUGGUGGCUGUGAAGACCUAGACAUGGAAACAGAGGAGGAAGAUGACCUGCGUGCUAGAGGCCUCACAGGUCUGAAAAACAUAGGCAACACCUGCUACAUGAACGCAGCGCUCCAGGCACUGUCUAACUGUCCGCCCUUGACACAGUUCUUUCUUGAAUGUGGAGGCCUGGUGAGGACGGACAAGAAGCCUGCACUCUGCAAAAGCUACCAGAAGCUAGUGUCAGACCUGUGGCACAAGAACAGACCCUCCUAUGUGGUCCCAACUAACCUGUUCCAAGGGAUCAAAGCCAUAAACCCCAUGUUCAGAGGAUACUCUCAGCAGGAUUCCCAGGAAUUUUUACGCUGCCUGAUGGAUCAACUCCAUGAGGAGCUGAAGGAGCCGCUGUCCGAGCCCUACGACCGGUCCAGCAGCAUCACCGUGGAUGACAGUCCCGAGGAGGAUAGCCACAGCCAGUCCGACAAUGACUUCCAGUCGUGUGAGUCGUGUGGCAGCAGCGAGCGGGCGGAUGAGAUGCAAGGCAGUAACAUGCUGAUGGACGACACCAACGAGGCCGAGAUGCUGAUUCCUGAGCAAGAUGAGAUUCAGGCCAACAGGGAGUGGCAGAAGGAAAAGAACAUGAUUAAUGACCUUUACCGCUCUGGGGUUAAUGGUGUUGUUGGUGGAAGCACUGGAGCGGACAUGGACAAAGAUGUUGACACAACUACUGAGACCACGCCUAUUAUUAGCAGCCAGGGAGCCAUCAAGAUUCAGGGCAGAACAUCAGAUUCCUUCCCAGACAUCCAGUUGUCAAACAAUACGAUCCAUCCAAGACCACAGAGUCCUGUCCCCAUGGAAGGACAUGUUCCAAAAAUGUCCAGCAGCCCACCCAAAGCUACCUCUGGGUGGCCCAGCCUUAACCCUGUACACAAGAAAGCGGUGACCACAUUCUCCCCGCCAAAGAAUAAGCGUCAGAAGAAGUAUCGCAGUGUCAUCUCAGAUGUGUUUGAUGGGACCAUUGUCAGCUCAGUUCAGUGCCUCACCUGUGAUCGGGUGUCUGUGACCCUGGAGAACUUCCAGGAUAUUUCAUUGCCCAUCCCAGGGAAAGAAGACCUGGCUAAGCUCCAUUCCUCCACCCACCAGACCUCUCUGGUAAAAGCUGGCUCCUGUGGGGAAGCAUAUGCACCACAGGGCUGGAUUGCCUUUGUCAUGGAGUAUAUCAAGAGUUGGUUCUGGGGUCCAGUGGUUACACUACAAGACUGUCUUGCAGCCUUCUUUGCAAGAGAUGAAUUAAAAGGAGACAAUAUGUAUAGCUGUGAAAAAUGCAAGAAAUUACGAAAUGGAGUCAAAUUCUGUAAAGUGCAAAGUUUGCCAGAGAUCCUGUGCAUCCACUUAAAGCGCUUCAGACAUGAACUGAUGUUCUCCACCAAGAUAAGCACUCAUGUCUCCUUCCCACUUGAAGGCCUGGAUCUGCAGCCUUUUCUGGCUAAAGACAGUUCUGCCCAGACCACCAACUACGACCUGCUGUCAGUCAUCUGUCACCACGGCACUGCCAGCAGUGGCCACUAUAUAGCCUACUGCAGGAAUGACGCCAACAAUUUAUGGUAUGAAUUUGACGACCAAAGUGUGACAGAAGUCUCAGAGUCCUGCGUCCAGAAUGCUGAGGCUUACGUGCUGUUCUAUAAAAAGAGCAAUGAAGAUUCAGUGAAAGAACGUAGGAGGGUGUCGGGGUUAUUCAACAUGAUGGAGCCCAGUCUUCUGCAGUUCUACAUCUCUCGACAGUGGCUGAACAAGUUCAAGACCUUUGCCGAGCCAGGGCCCAUAUCCAACGAUGACUUCCUUUGUUCUCAUGGAGGUGUACCACCCAAUAAAGCCACCUACAUUGAUGAUCUGGUCAUAAUGCUGCCACAGAACGUGUGGGAUCACCUAUACAGCAGGUACGGAGGGGGACCAGCUGUCAACCACCUGUAUGUCUGCCACACGUGCCAGAUCGAGAUAGAAAAACUGGAGAAGCGGCGCAAGGCAGAGCUGGACAUGUUCAUCCGACUGAACAAGGCGUUCCAGGAGGAGGAGUCUCCAGUGGUCAUAUACUGCAUCAGCAUGCAGUGGUUUCGUGAAUGGGAGGGCUUUGUGAAGGGAAAAGACAACGACCCUCCAGGACCUAUUGAUAAUUCUAAGAUAACGGUGAACAAGAAUGGACAUCUAACACUGAAGCAAGGAGCUGACUCUGGGCAGAUUUCUGAGGAAACGUGGAACUUCCUCCACUCUAUUUACGGCGGCGGUCCUCUGGUGACGGUUCGGCCAAGCGUCAGCCACCAAGAAACAGAAUCAUCACAGUCAGAGGAGAAGAUAGAGGUGGAGACGCGCUCCGUCUAAUCAAGCACUCUACAGCAAACAAACAAAACAUUUAAGAAAUGAAAAGCCUUUUUAUUUUGCACUUGACUUUUAUUUCAAAAGCAUUCAAGCAAAGGACCUCAUCUUUACUGCUACGUGACAGCCUUUGACAGCAGACAGAGGGAAUUAACAUGUCUCAAGAGGUUUGUCAUGUUGUACAAAUCUGUAUAAAGAGCUCUUAAAUUUCUAUUAGCACUGUAGUAUUCAUGUCAGGAUGUUUCUGAACCAAGCAUUUAAAUUAAGUGCAGCUAAAAAUUUCACUGAAUGCCAUAUUUCUUUUUUUCUUGACCAAAUGAGCACAUAUUGUAUGUUCAUGUGUCUUGUGUUGCUGAUAUUGAUGAAUCACAAUACAUCUUGCUGUAGAUACAACUCACUUUUCCUGUUGUAAGAGAAUAUUGUUUAAUGAAUGGUAAGAAGAGCAAAUUAUUACACUUCAAGUGAUGAAAGGUUAUGAAGGGACUAAUUACUGACUAGUCUCAGGAAUGAAAUUUGUGUUUUGCACUGUUCCGUAGACUUACAACUUGGCAUGCUCAUGCAAAUGUCUGGUUUGUAUGUGAAUGUACCAGUACUGAUAGUAUGUUGGUAAGAAUUCAGCACUUGGUUAUUUAUCACAGAAGGGAGUGAUUUAGUAUGAUGUUGAUAGAUUUUGUAGAAUACACAUAGCAGGCAAAAGUCUGUUAAGGAUGCAUGCUAUAACACUCAGUUUCAGCAUAACAUCACAUGUAAAUGCAUGUAAAUGCAAGGCUGCUCAUAAAAUGUGCACGCACAUCACAAUCUGGAUCAGUCUUAACUAAACUGUAGCUGCGGAAACCGUAUUGCAGUAUGUAAUCAGCAUCAUCAGCAAUCUGAUUAAUUAAAGGCAUUAUUUUUGUGUAUGGGCAUGGUGUUGCUUUAUGUGUUGGCUGAUAGGGGGUAGACAGAAUGCUGUACUGUAAGUCACUGCAUAUGGAUGUCCCUAGAGUAAGAUCUAUGAUGAUUUUUGCUGGCUGACACCAUUAAAACUUGAUGAAAACAUGCAGA
Sphaeramia orbicularis (orbiculate cardinalfish) is the source of this 3970-nucleotide messenger RNA. It is a transcript of the gene usp33, whose product is annotated as ubiquitin specific peptidase 33. NCBI's taxonomy places the organism in Eukaryota, Metazoa, Chordata, Actinopteri, Kurtiformes, Apogonidae. Gene Ontology annotation, molecular function: zinc ion binding; cysteine-type deubiquitinase activity. Bases 182 to 2932 code for a protein of 916 amino acids. The transcript has 24 exons. The record is from RefSeq and is a predicted model, not a curated record. Gene Ontology annotation, biological process: protein deubiquitination.